Molecule: messenger RNA, 2183 nt
Organism: Toxotes jaculatrix (banded archerfish)
Lineage: Eukaryota; Metazoa; Chordata; Actinopteri; Toxotidae
Product: glucocorticoid-induced transcript 1 protein
Exons: 9
Coding region: 207-1679 (490 amino acids)
Biological process (GO): podocyte development
Cellular component (GO): cytoplasm
Source: RefSeq, a predicted model, not a curated record
UUAGAGUGAGUGGACGUGAUGGGGAAGACGGAGCUAGUGCUGGAAAACGCGAAUUAAACGUCUCAAGAAGUGUCAAAAACAACUUUUAAAGUUGCAUAUGUAGGGGUUACAGAUCGCGUCGGCAUGUGUUAGUAUCUUAAAGAGAAGCAGCAACUUUGGCAGUACGUCUUUCUUACUGCUAUAGGGAUUACAGCCAGUUUCGGAAGAUGUCAGCCCCCAGCAACUCGCUUCAGCAGCCGAGGGUGAGACGCAGCAAUGCGGGCUCCCCCGGCUCGUUCAACAACAGCAGCUGCCGCUUGCACCCCAUCCGUGCCACCGUGCCCUACCAGCUCCUGCGUGCGGGUCAGAGCAGCCCGACGCGGGCGCAGACCCUCUACGGAGGAGCCACGAACAGCCGAGGCUCGAGUCCCCCCUCCAGCCCGACACUCAGUUCAGGAAGUGCAAAUGCAAAACAAAGACUGUCCCCCGAAAAUAGGGACUCCUCCUGUCCCCCAGACUCUCCAGUUUCCAGAGCAGAAAGGUCCAAGUUACAGGUUCGGAGUUCCAGUGCCAUUCGGCGGACAUCUUCCUUGGACGCCAUCACAGGGCCAUACCUCACUGGCCAGUGGCCUCGGGACGCCCAUGGACCCUACCCUUCCUGUAUGAAAGACAAAGCCACACAGACUCCAGGCCUCUGGAUCGACGAAGGAGCAGAGCAGGGAAGUCCUCACCAGCGGUCGGCCUCCUGGGGCAGCGCAGACCACCUCAAAGAGCAGAUUGCUAAACUGAGACUGCAGCUGCAGCGCAGCAAACAGGUCAGCCGGCAGAGUAAAGACAGGGAGCAGAGCUCACUGCAGCUGCCGCAGCAGGCGCAGCACGGCGCUGCAUGCCAACCUCAGUACAAGGGAACUUCAUCGGCCCUGUCGACAAUCCCCGUGCCAAAAUCCCUCAUAUGCAGAGUGCCGAGCAGUGUGGAGGGCAUCAACCACGAGCUGGAGAACGUGUUCAUCAGAGAGGACUGGGAACACGGGAUACAGGCCAUGGAUGCGGUGGAUGGCCGUCGCCCCCCGUUUCCUCCGCAUCGCUACAGCAACAGCGGGGAAACACGUGACACAGACACACAGGCACCUUCAAGUGGUGACUCCAGCCCGUCGUCCCGCCCCUACAGCUCGGACCACCUCCACUCCCCUGACGGAAGCCCCUGCUCUGCAGAGGACAUAGACAAAGACAGUGUGUGCAGUUCUCCUCUCCCCAAGUUUGCCACUUCUCCCAAACCUAACAACAGCUACAUGUUUAAACGGGAACCUCCAGAGGGCUGUGAGAAGGUCAAAGUAUUUGAGGAGUUGGUGUCCGGCAAAUCAAAAGGCUUCCCUCUGUUCUCAUGCCCGGACAAAAACAAGGUGAACUUCAUUCCCAGGGGCUCUGCCUUCUGCCCCGUCAAACUCCUCUGCUCCUCCCUCUUCUCCCCUGUUUCUCCUUUGUCCUGCUCCUCAACCAACCCUGGUCUCCAUGGCAGUGAGAGCCCUGGGCCUCAGGUGACCCCGACUCAGCCCGCUGCACCAUUACCUACCUUUCCGGCCUCCACUGACUGGAGCACCGACAAAAGCACAGACGUAAACACAGACAACAGCACAGACAGCCAGAGCCCCGACGCCGAUGUGGGGAAAGAUGGCUCCGCACAAGUUCUCCUCACCAGCUAGUUCUCAGGUAUUCAUGACCAAACCACCCACAGCUAAAACAUUUCAACUAGUCAGGUGGUAUGGUUUAAAAAAAAAAAAAAAAAAGAAAAAAAAAAGACGAAAACAAAAAAAAUUAAAUACAUAUAAUGAAAAAAGCAACAAAAAAAAAAUCCUUGCACUCCGUUAAUCCUAACCUUAGCCAGCAGGGAGUGCCCAAGGUUUAGAAGUGACAAACACUUAGGAGGAAAAUGGUACCAGCAUCCUGCUGCACAAGCUUUUCUGCUCGGUUCCAGUGUUUGUUCCGCUGUCUGUAACAAAACAAACAAAAAAAAAAACAAACAAAAAAACUAGAUGGUUUGUCACUCAGAUUUUUAGAGUGUGCUGACCUUGGGCACAGGCUCUCUUUACCCACCACUAACCUAGCCUUCUCCCAUGUACCAUCACCCAUAACAAAAAUAGCUUUGCUUUCGUUUGCAAAAAAAAAAAAAUAGAGAUGACUGCUCAAAUUAUUGUGUUACGUAGCAC